This is a messenger RNA of Trametes versicolor FP-101664 SS1, 1212 nucleotides long. RefSeq lists its product as uncharacterized. The transcript is spliced from 3 exons. Gene Ontology annotation, biological process: retrograde vesicle-mediated transport, Golgi to endoplasmic reticulum. The record is from RefSeq and is a predicted model, not a curated record. NCBI's taxonomy places the organism in Eukaryota, Fungi, Basidiomycota, Agaricomycetes, Polyporales, Polyporaceae. The coding region runs from base 1 to 1212 and encodes 403 amino acids. Gene Ontology annotation, cellular component: SNARE complex; endoplasmic reticulum.
AUGCCGGCUACUCCACGCACUUCUGAGUUUCGCGAACUGGUGCGAGAGAAGGAGAGAGGCAUCCCCGAGGCGAAACGGCGUAAGCUCUCGCGACCUUCGAAGCGCUCAACACCUGAGGGCGAGAGGCUGGAGACGUUGAACAAGGAGUACGUGAAGGAGGCAUACGUCGUUCUCAGUCACAUCAGCACCCUCGCACGCAUGCUUGUCUCCGUGCGGAAAGCAUACCUUAAUGUCGACUCCCGGAGUCCGCCAAUGCUGCGGCCGACCAGCCGAACAAUAGACAUAGUUGGCGGCGACCAGUCAUGGGGUGACCUCCGACACUUGACGAACGAGGAACGGGACCAGAUAGACCUGCAGGCACGGGUCAUCCUCUCCCGAUGUAAGGACCGUGUUGCACAACUGGAGGACUUGGAGAAAAUAGCUGACUAUGGUCCAGAGCGUGUCGAGCUCGCUGCCAGCCAACAAAACCCGUUCACAAGACUACUGCCCGCACGCCUUCGGCAGGACGACUCGACGGCCGCCUCCGACUUUGUCGCAGCCCACCAUGCCGGCAUGACAUGGUACCUCAGCCGACGCCUCACGGAGACGAGCCAGGCCCUGCGCGACAUGCAAGAGGAGCGGAUGAAGCGCCAACUGGAGCGGUCACGCACGCUCGGGUCGGGCGCCGCACGGGAGGCCAUGUACCUCAGCGCAUACGAAGCCCCGCCUUCCCCGGCAGAGUCGACCGCCAGCGGGAGCUGGCUCGGGGGCGCGUCCAACCUCGCUUCGAGCUUCGCCGCCAGCAUCGGCGGCCCGUCCUCAUCGCCCUUCGAGUCGACGUCGACGCUCAAGCCGUCCGCGUCGCUGCGAGACGACUACAUGUCCGAGACGGACGAGGAGGAGCUCGAGCUGUCCGCGUCGCAGAUCCAGCAGUUCGAGGAGGAGAACGCGAACAUCCUGCAGUCCGUGCAGGACACGCUCGCGUCCGUGCAGCAGGCGGAGGCGCGGCUCGUCGAGAUCGGCGCGCUGCAGAUGGAGCUCGUCGCGCACCUCACGAAGCAGACCGAGCAGACCGAGCAGCUGUACGAGGACGCGAUCGCGACCGCGGCGACGGUCGAGAAGGGCAACGAGCAGCUCAAGGAGGCGCGGCGCCGGGCGCGGGACGGGCGCAAGUGGAUCCUGCUGUUCCUCAUCGGGGCGAGCUUGUCGCUGCUCUUCUUGCACUACUAUUGA